Molecule: messenger RNA, 1816 nt
Organism: Achroia grisella
Lineage: Eukaryota; Metazoa; Arthropoda; Insecta; Lepidoptera; Pyralidae
Gene: Lst8
Product: target of rapamycin complex subunit lst8
Exons: 8
Coding region: 142-1089 (315 amino acids)
Biological process (GO): TOR signaling; regulation of actin cytoskeleton organization
Cellular component (GO): TORC1 complex; TORC2 complex
Molecular function (GO): protein binding
Source: RefSeq, a predicted model, not a curated record
UAAUCAAAAACAUUGAGACAAAAUUUAAUUAUUGAAAUAAAUAUUGAUAUAUCUUUGUUUUCAUUGCUAUUGAAAAGUCUAAAAAUUUAUAAAUAAUUUACCUUCCGUUCAGCGACAUUGUUUGCAUAGUGUUUAAUCGGAAUGGCUGGUGAUAACAACACUGGUGGGGGGUCACAAGUUGCUCUUGUGACUGGUGGCUAUGACCACACCAUCAAACUAUGGCAGGCACACAGUGGAGUAUGCCUACGAACCAUGCAACAUCCCGACUCACAAGUGAAUGCACUGGAGAUCACUCCCAAUGGACAAAUGGUUGCUGCAUGUGGAUACCAGCACAUCCGGAUGUAUGACCUGGCCAGUGCUAACCCUGACCCCGUUAUGAACUUUGAAGGUGUAACCAAAAAUGUAACACGAGUAGGAUUUCAAAAAGAUGGAAAAUGGAUGUACACAGGUGGUGAGGAUUGUACAGCUAAAAUAUGGGAUCCAAGGGCUGGCCGGCAGUUGCAGUGCCAGGGCAUCUUCCAGGUACCUGCGCCAGUGAAUGCUGUCGUGCUGCACCCCGAUCAGACUCAGAUUAUGGUUGGAGACCAGAGCGGUAUCAUUCACAUGUGGGAUCUGAGGACUGAUCAAAAUGAACAAUUGAUACCUGAAGCAGAGGCGUCCAUCCAGGAUAUAGCCAUUGACCCCGAGGGCAAAUUGAUGGCGGCUGUGAACAACAAAGGCAAUUGUUACGUGUGGGCACUGGACGGCGAGCCUCCGCGCCCUGUACCUAAGAAGCACAUACAAGCGCACAAGAAAUACGCGCUCCGAUGCAAGUUUAGUCUCGACUCCACCAUGUUGGUGACGACCUCUGGUGACUGCUCGGCGAAAGUGUGGCGGACGUCGGACUGGACGCUGCUGCGCGAGCUGCGCCACGACUCCCAGCGCUGGGUGUGGGACGCCGCCUUCAGUGUCGACUCGCGGUACCUCUUUACUGGUUCCUCGGAUAGUUACGCGCGACUUUGGGACGUUGAGAAGGGCACACUCGAGAGAGAGUACUGCGGACAUCAGAAGCCUAUCACAGCACUGGCCUUCAGAGACCAAGCCGCCUAGUCUAUACUAGUUUAAUAGAAAUUACCGAAAUUUUGUACAAAGUUAUGGCAAUACAUGAGUGGUAACACUGCUGUUAUAUGAUACGUAAUAGCCAUGAUGCUGUAAAUAUAUGUAGAUAUAAAUAACAAAAUUGGGCUAUCUAUAUUUAAUGAGUGACAAGAAUGUAAUUGAUAUAAACAAUCUAUAUCACUUUCGCUAUAUAAACAUUAAAUAUUUUCUAUUGUUAAUUCAAUAUUUUUGAUUUUGGACUUUUAUACCUACUAAAGAUUACAACUACAGUAUGUAAUAAACAGGAACUAAUUAUUAUAAUCAUCGUCUGCCGUUACGUUUUAAGCAUCGGUCUCUCAUAAGAAUAUAAUUCGGAAAUUGAUUUGGUACAUACCGCUCUGGCUUCGUAUGGGUGUACAUAUAUUAUACAUAGAAACCAUCCUCUUGAAUCACUAUCUUCGUGAAUCUAUUACUAAAAACUGCAUUAAAAUCCAUUGCGUUGUUUGAAUGAUCUAACCGAACAGACAACGGAAGCGACUUCAUUUUAUACUAUGUAAUAAUGUAAAGAUAUAUCACUCGUCUUAAUGUCGCUGCCGGGCCAAAGGCUGCCAUUACUACCACAAGUUGUUGCCACAGUGGCAUUUAGCCUAUUACAGUGUAGAGUAUUUUUUUAUAAGCAUGUAAAUAUAUUGUAACAUUAUAUUUAGCAUUUACUGUGUAAAUGUGUAUGUUGUAUGAA